AUGAAGUCCGUCCUCACUUUGUCCGUGGCCGCUGUCGCCAGCGCUGCCUCCUUCAGCGUCGGCACCGUCCACGAUAAGGCUGCCCCCAUCCUCAGCUCCAUCGAUGCCGAGACCAUCCCAGACUCGUACAUCAUCAAGUUCAAGGACCACGUCGAUGGCGCUGCCGCCAGCGAUCAUCACAUGUGGGUUCAGGACGCCCACAAGGAGGGCGAGACUGAGCGCAUGGAGCUGCGAAAGCGAUCCAUGUCCUUCUCAGACAAGGCCUUCUCUGGCUUGAAGCACACCUUUGACAUUGGUGAUGCUUUCAAGGGCUAUGCCGGCCACUUCGAUGAGUCCAUGAUCGAGAAGGUCCGAAACCACCCUGACGUCGAGUUCAUUGAGCGAGACACCCUCGUUCACACCAUGGUUCCUGUUUCCAACAAGAACAUGAUCACAGAGGACAAGUGUGACGGCGAGACCGAGAAGCAGGCUCCUUGGGGUCUUGCCCGUAUCUCCCACCGCAGCACCCUCAACUUCGGUACCUUCAACAAGUACCUCUACUCCUCAGAUGGUGGUGAGGGUGUUGAUGCCUACAUUGUUGACACUGGUACCAACGUCGACCACGUCGAUUUCGAGGGCCGUGCCCACUGGGGUAAGACCAUUCCCUCCGGCGAUGCCGACGAGGAUGGCAACGGUCACGGUACUCACUGCUCCGGUACUGUCGCCGGUAAGAAGUACGGUGUUGCCAAGAAGGCCAGCGUCUACGCUGUCAAAGUCCUUCGAUCCAACGGCUCCGGAUCCAUGUCCGAUGUCGUCAAGGGUGUCGAGUUCGCUGCCACCAGCCAUCUUGAGCAGAAGAAGAAGGCCAAGGACGGCAAGCGCAAGGGCUUCAAGGGCUCUGUCGCCAACAUGUCUCUCGGUGGUGGCAAGACUCAGGCUCUCGAUGCCGCCGUCAACGCUGCUGUUCGCACCGGCAUUCACUUUGCUGUCGCCGCUGGCAACGACAACGCUGAUGCUUGCAACUACUCCCCCGCUGCUGCCGCUGAGCCCGUCACUGUCGGUGCCUCUGCUCUUGACGAUAGCCGUGCCUACUUCUCCAACUACGGAAAGUGCACUGACAUCUUCGCCCCCGGUCUGAACAUUCAGUCUACUUGGAUCGGCUCCAAGUACGCUGUCAACACCAUCUCCGGUACCUCCAUGGCCUCUCCCCACAUCGCUGGUCUUUUGGCCUACUACCUCUCUCUUCAGCCCGCUGAGGACUCCGAGUACGCUCUCGCUUCCAUCACCCCCAAGAAGCUCAAGGAGAACCUGAUCUCCGUCGCUACCGAGGAUGCUCUCUCCGAUAUCCCCUCCGACACCCCCAACAAGCUUGCCUGGAACGGUGGUGGCUGCAGCGACUACAAGAAGAUCGUCGAGGCUGGUAGCUACAAGGCCAAGUCUGCUUCUCCCUCUUCCCCUGUUCAGGAGCUCAAGCAUGCCGUUGAGAAGGAGAUCGGUGUCGUCUCCGACAAGUUGACCACUGGUGCUAAGGAGGUUGGCUCCAAGGCUGAGAAGUUCUCCAAGAAGAUCCACGAGCUUGUCGACGAGGAGCUUGAGCAGUUCAUUAAGGAGCUGAACCUCCCGAUCCGCAAUCUUGAGUCCAUUGACCCUGUAAGGGCUGAAAGGGACGCCAACAUUGCUGCCGUCGUUUCCUAUAAUCGAGCUCAGGAUCGACCUAUUAGUGAGGGAAUGAGUAUACCGCGUGAUCCAGCGAGCUUCUACCCCGACAAUAGCGAUGGCACUGGCAGCGUCAUUAGACACAGCCCUGAGCGAAAUGGCAGUGCCCUGAGCCGCCAUGGCAAUCCAAAUAUCGCUCGAAACCAGAGUGUCCGCUUUACUGGACCUUCGGCUCUUCCCCGUCGAACCCUGGCAUCAAGAGCGAAUGGUGGUCGAGACUCGCCCACAAAAGCAACUUCAGCGAUCCAUGCUUUUGGCCACGCAAAACCCAGACCCUCUACUGCAUUGUCGUUCCAUCAGGAAAGGCCAGACAACUUCUCCCUUACACGACGUUACCUUGAGUCUCUGCAGCCACCCAACGCGUGCUACAACCCUGAGGACGAUGCUGUGUCCAUACCUGCAUCCUUCAAAAAGGUUCGAAAGUCCCGAUCAAUGUUGACUUCACCACAUCCCGCGAUAGGGACACUGUCCGACAAGAACGGGUCUAUCAAGGAUUGCCCGCCGCCUGUACCCUUAGCAUACUCGCGUACGAAUAAUGAGAAUGACGCCUUGAAAGGGACGAGACUCCCUACCAGCAGUCUCAGGGCUUCAACUUCAAUGAGCUACCUCAAAAGCCGACGAAAGACAGCGGCGUCGUGUUCCAGCAGCCGUGCCGACGACAAUGAACUUGCGGUUCAACUUGCCAGAGAGAGAUUUCGACAGAUUCAGGAGGAGGAUGAACAGAAAGCCCAGUCAUCUGCAUUGUUGCGAUCAAAGAACAGGCAGAAUGAAGGACAUGCAGGCCUUCGCAAGUCCCUCCGAAACAGCAGCAACAAUAGCACAGCACUUUCCUCGACAUUUUCCACCACCAGCAUCUCUGUGUCCAAGCAACGAGGGAUUCGAAGAACGGCGCGCAAAGUCUCCCAUGGACUAAGAUCAAAGAUACGAGGACUUUUCAGUAGAGGAAAGAAUGACGAGGACCCGGAACAACAAGAAUACGAACAAGGUGCAGCAGAAAAGGAUUCCGACGGGGACAGUUGCUUACAACUAGGAGAUGCUGAGGCGACUGAGGAGGCUUCCAUGUUUCAGGUUACAUCGCAUGUCCCCUCAUUGCACGACAUACCAUCAAACCAACAACUUAGGUCUCGCAAAGGCAGCGUCGAAAGUUUCGCUGAUAGCGAGCACCAUAUUCCUGACGACAAGUCUCGUGUCACCAGCUGGACCAAUUCUAUGUCAAAUACAGUGACAAGCCAUGGGACAUUCGGAGAUUGGGAGAGGCAGCGUCUCUCUGUUAUCAAGGAGAAUGGAACGCAUAUUCCUUCAUCACUUCGUUCGAUUGAGCCUUUGGAGCAACAGACUCGAGAAAUGAUAGCAGAUAUGUCGAUUGAUAGUGAGCGCGUUUACUCUGCUCUUAUGAAGCGGCUCGGACGGAAAGAUACCGAUGAUGGGGUCUUGGAAGCGCAGCCUGACUUAAUCACGAGUGAGACAAGCCCGGAGCAACAUACUGAGAAUUAUAAGUCAGCAAACAUCCAAUGGGACUGUUCUACCAUUCGACGUGUUCGGCCUGAAGACGAGGCUCUCAGAAACGACGGAGAUCAAUCUUCUCAAAGCUCGAGUUCGGCUACUGAGGUUCCAGAUAAGUCCUGCCAUUUGCCUCAGAAAGUCUCCCUACCUGUACAUGAGCACCCCACUAGCUGGGAUUGGAGUGAUGAUAGAGAGGACUCUGAAAACGACCGCACCAGUGUACUACUCAGUGGACUUGAACUGCCAAGAACGAUGAGCCAGAGGAGCUCUGCCUUUUUCGCAAGCCCAUCCUGUCACUCGUUCCGGUCACCAAGCCCCUACCGUCGUGCGCUGCAGGCUAGCAUGAAAAACUCCUCUGAAGAUGAACAAGACGGUCUACCAGGGUCACAAUAUCUUCACUCACUAUCAGCCCUGAGCCUGCCAGCUCGCCAGAACAGCAACUCGUGUUCUGAGAAAGACUUCCAAGUCGCAGAUACGGAAAGCGUCUACUCUUCUGUAGCGGAUGAUGCCAAGCCAACAUCUACAGCCACGGAAUCUGAAAUCUGGGGACAGUCCACAGCGCACGCAUACAACGGUCCAGGCCCGUCCGACGUCCCGGUCUACGAAUCAGGGCAACAUCACCAACGUGAUACAUCGACAGCCAGCUCUGUGGAAUGGAAGACUUGGCUCAGUUCGAAAGUGUCGAAGCUUGAGGCACCUCUUACACCAACCAAAGGAGAGAGGAGGCAAGGCAGUGGUGUUCUACCACUACUUGGCCAUGUCAGAGAAUACGCUUCGAUGGGCUCUACCCCCGAGCUUGCUGCGACUACAAACGAUGGCUUAUCGAACCGUAGCCCUUUAAGCAGGGUGAAAGGGAACGCGCAAAGCUUUCACGACGGCCACAGUCGCUCAAAUUCGAUACGUCAAGUUGUCAUCGGAUACGAUGAGAAUACGUCACCCAAUCACAAGCCCAGUAUAUAUGCAAAAGAGAGGCCCCCAUCGAUACCGCCACGGAGUACUCUCAGAGCAGUGCCUUCUCUUCCGAGUGUAGGUUCAAGAGGGGAUAUGAUGGACAUGGAGCCAGUGAAGGGGAUGCAACGCAUGCGCUCUCUGAACACUAUCGGGCGUUUCAAUUCAACAUUAGAGGAGUCUAUCACCAAACGGCGCUCUCGGGCACGUCUUUCCGGCUGGCAAGGCUCACCAACCAAGUCAGGUCCUGGGAUUGGUUCCUUUGCCAAAGGUUAG
Molecule: messenger RNA, 4422 nt
Organism: Fusarium sp. VM40
Lineage: Eukaryota; Fungi; Ascomycota; Sordariomycetes; Hypocreales; Nectriaceae
Source: the annotation of a GenBank genome assembly